This is a messenger RNA of Lipotes vexillifer (Yangtze River dolphin), 3036 nucleotides long. It is a transcript of the gene PTK2, whose product is annotated as protein tyrosine kinase 2. The transcript is spliced from 28 exons. Bases 25 to 3036 code for a protein of 1003 amino acids. Lineage: Eukaryota; Metazoa; Chordata; Mammalia; Artiodactyla; Lipotidae. Gene Ontology annotation, cellular component: focal adhesion; cytoskeleton. Gene Ontology annotation, biological process: signal complex assembly; protein phosphorylation. Gene Ontology annotation, molecular function: ATP binding; protein tyrosine kinase activity. The record is from RefSeq and is a predicted model, not a curated record.
AGAUACCUAGCAUCUAGCAAAAUAAUGGCAGCUGCUUAUCUUGACCCAAACUUGAAUCACACACCGAAUUCAAGUACCAAGACUCAUCUGGGUACCGGUGUGGAACGUUCCCCUGGGGCCAUGGAGCGAGUGUUGAAGGUCUUUCAUUAUUUUGAAAGCAACAGUGAGCCAACCACUUGGGCCAGUAUUAUCAGGCAUGGAGACGCUACUGACGUCAGGGGCAUCAUUCAGAAGAUAGUGGACAGUCACAAAGUAAAGCACGUGGCCUGCUAUGGAUUUCGCCUCAGUCACCUGCGGUCAGAGGAGGUUCACUGGCUCCAUUUGGAUAUGGGUGUCUCCAAUGUGAGGGAGAAGUAUGAACUUGCACACCCACCAGAGGAGUGGAAAUAUGAAUUGAGAAUUCGUUAUUUGCCAAAAGGAUUUCUAAACCAGUUUACUGAAGACAAGCCAACUCUGAAUUUCUUCUAUCAACAGGUGAAGAGCGAUUAUAUGUUGGAGAUCGCCGAUCAAGUGGACCAGGACAUUGCUUUGAAGUUGGGUUGUCUAGAAAUACGGCGGUCGUACUGGGAGAUGCGGGGCAACGCCCUGGAGAAGAAGUCUAACUAUGAAGUAUUAGAAAAAGAUGUUGGUUUGAAGCGAUUUUUUCCUAGGAGUUUACUGGACUCAGUCAAGGCCAAAGCACUAAGAAAAUUGAUCCAACAAACAUUUAGACAGUUUGCCAACCUUAAUAGAGAAGAAAGUAUUUUGAAAUUCUUUGAGAUCCUCUCCCCAGUGUACAGAUUUGAUAAGGAAUGCUUCAAGUGUGCCCUUGGUUCAAGCUGGAUUAUUUCGGUGGAGCUGGCGAUUGGCCCCGAAGAAGGAAUCAGUUACCUCACAGACAAGGGCUGCAACCCCACGCACCUGGCCGACUUCAAUCAAGUGCAGACCAUUCAGUACUCAAACAGCGAAGACAAGGACAGGAAAGGGACGCUGCAGCUGAAGAUUGCAGGAGCGCCUGAGCCUCUGACGGUGACAGCACCGUCCCUGACCAUUGCCGAGAACAUGGCCGACCUGAUAGAUGGGUACUGCCGGCUGGUGCACGGAGCCACGCAGUCUUUCAUCAUCAGGCCUCAGAAAGAAGGUGAACGGGCUUUGCCAUCGAUACCAAAGCUGGCCAACAGCGAGAAGCAGGGCGUUCGGACCCACGCCGUCUCUGUGUCAGAAACAGACGACUAUGCUGAGAUUAUCGACGAAGAAGAUACCUACACCAUGCCCUCGACCAGGGACUAUGAGAUUCAGAGAGAAAGAAUAGAACUGGGACGGUGCAUCGGAGAGGGCCAGUUCGGAGACGUGCACCAAGGCGCUUACACGAGCCCGGAGAAUCCGGCUCUGGCGGUUGCGAUUAAAACAUGCAAAAACUGUACGUCGGACAGCGUGAGAGAGAAAUUCCUUCAAGAAGCCUUAACGAUGCGUCAGUUUGACCACCCUCACAUUGUGAAGCUGAUCGGAGUCAUCACAGAGAACCCCGUCUGGAUCAUCAUGGAGCUGUGCACGCUCGGAGAGCUGAGGUCAUUUCUGCAAGUAAGGAAAUACAGUUUGGAUCUAGCAUCUCUGAUCCUCUAUGCCUAUCAGCUUAGCACAGCCCUUGCGUACCUAGAGAGCAAAAGAUUUGUGCACAGGGACAUUGCUGCUCGGAAUGUUCUGGUGUCCUCAAAUGAUUGUGUAAAAUUAGGAGACUUCGGAUUAUCCCGAUACAUGGAAGACAGUACUUACUACAAAGCUUCCAAAGGAAAAUUGCCUAUUAAAUGGAUGGCUCCAGAGUCAAUCAAUUUUCGCCGUUUUACCUCAGCUAGUGACGUAUGGAUGUUUGGUGUGUGUAUGUGGGAGAUACUGAUGCACGGUGUGAAGCCCUUUCAAGGCGUGAAGAACAAUGAUGUGAUUGGUCGCAUUGAGAACGGGGAGAGGUUGCCCAUGCCUCCGAACUGCCCUCCCACCCUCUACAGCCUCAUGACCAAGUGCUGGGCCUACGACCCCAGCCGGCGGCCCCGCUUCACUGAGCUCAAAGCUCAGCUCAGCACAAUCCUGGAGGAAGAGAAGGUCCAGCAAGAAGAACGGAUGAGGAUGGAGUCCAGAAGGCAGGUCACAGUGUCCUGGGACUCCGGAGGGUCCGACGAAGCGCCACCCAAGCCCAGCAGACCUGGUUAUCCUAGUCCGAGGUCCAGCGAAGGGUUUCAUCCCAGCCCACAGCACAUGGUACAGACCAAUCACUACCAGGUCUCUGGCUACCCUGGCUCACAUGGAAUCACAGCCGUGGCUGGCAGCACCUACCCAGGUCAGGCAUCUCUUUUGGACCAAACAGAUUCGUGGAAUCACAGACCACAGGAGAUAUCGAUGUGGCAGCCCAACGUGGAGGACUCUGCAACACUGGACCUGCGUGGCAUCGGGCAGGUGUUGCCGACCCACCUGAUGGAGGAGCGGCUGAUCCGGCAGCAGCAGGAGAUGGAAGAGGACCAGCGCUGGCUGGAGAAGGAGGAGCGGUUUCUGAAACCUGACGUGCGGCUCUCUCGAGGCAGCAUCGACAGGGAGGAUGGAGGUCCUCAGGGCCCGCUUCAGCCCCAGGAAAUCAGCCCCCCUCCCACUGCCAACCUGGACCGGUCCAAUGACAGGGUGUACGAGAACGUGACGGGCCUGGUGAGAGCGGUCAUCGAGAUGUCCAGCAAGAUCCAGCCAGCCCCGCCAGAGGAGUAUGUCCCCAUGGUGAAGGAAGUCGGCUUGGCCCUGAGGACGCUGUUGGCCACCGUGGAUGAGACCAUUCCCGUCCUGCCCGCCAGCACCCACCGAGAGAUUGAGAUGGCCCAGAAGCUGCUGAACUCCGACCUGGGGGAGCUCAUCAACAAGAUGAAGCUGGCCCAGCAGUAUGUCAUGACCAGCCUGCAGCAGGAGUACAAGAAGCAGAUGCUGACGGCUGCGCACGCCCUGGCCGUGGACGCCAAGAACCUGCUCGAUGUCAUAGACCAGGCCAGACUGAAGGCCCUGGGGCAGACGAGGCCACACUGA